GCAGCUGGGAGAAAGACUAGCGGGCCCCCGAACCCCCCGGCGCCAUUCGAAACUGUACCCUGAGGUAGUCUAGUGCCGACCGCGCUAGAUUGGAGUGUAGUGGCUCACACCGAACCACUAGCGACCGGCCGCUACCCAACGAAUAUCGAAACUUAAAGACCGCACUAAAAACAGGCCAAGAUGCCUUUCAAGCCAGCUGACAACCCCAAGUGCCCCAAAUGCGGCAAGUCCGUAUACGCCGCCGAGGAGAAGGUGGCCGGUGGCUUCAAGUUCCACAAGAUGUGCUUCAAAUGCGGCAUGUGCAACAAGAUGCUGGACUCCACCAACUGCGCUGAGCACGAGGGCGAGCUCUACUGCAAGAACUGCCACGCCCGGAAGUACGGCCCCAAGGGCUACGGCUUCGGCGGCGGCGCUGGCUGCCUGAGCAUGGACACCGGCGAACACCUGGCUGGGUACGUUGGCGAGGGUGCGCGCGCUCCCAUGGAGCCCCGCGCCAUCGCCAAGGCCCCCGAGGGUGAGGGCUGCCCUCGCUGCGGCGGAUUCGUCUACGCCGCCGAGCAGAUGCUGGCUAGGGGCAGGGGUUGGCACAAGGAAUGCUUCAAGUGCGGCGACUGUUCGAAGCGACUGGACUCCGUACGUGUGUGCGAGGGUCCAGACAAGGAUAUUUACUGCAAAGCAUGCUACGGAAAGAAGUUCGGGCCCAAGGGCUACGGCUACGGCCAGGGUGCCGGGGCCCUGCAGAGCGAUGCCAGCCUGUACACCAACGGUGAUGGGCGUGAUGGCGAGUACCUCGCCAACAAGAAGAACACGCUGAACGACGUGGCCAAGAUCCAGGCUCCCAAGGGCCAGGGCUGCCCGCGCUGCGGUGGCUGCGUGUACGCCGCCGAGCAGGUCCUCGCUAAGGGCCGGGAGUGGCAUCGCAAGUGCUUCAAGUGCAGGGACUGCACCAAGCAGCUCGACUCGAUGCUGGCCUGCGACGGCCCGGACAAGGACGUGUACUGCAAGACCUGCUACGGCAAGAAGUUCGGGCCCCACGGCUACGGCUUCGGCGGCGGCGCCGGCUUCCUGCAGACCGACGGGCUGACCGACGAGGAGAUCUCGUCCAUGCGCCCCUUCUACAACCCGGACACCACGUCCAUCAAGGCCAACCCCGGGCAGGGCUGCCCGCGCUGCGGCGGCGCCGUGUUCGCCGCGGAGCAGCAGCUGGCCAAGGGCACGAUGUGGCACAAGAAAUGCUUCAACUGCUGCGACUGCCACCGCCCGCUGGACUCCAUGCUGGCCUGCGACGGCCCCGACAAGGAGAUCUACUGCCGCGCCUGCUACGGCAAGAAGUUCGGCCCCAAGGGCUUCGGCUACGGCUUCGCCCCCACCCUGGUGUCCACCAGCGGCGAGUCCACCUGCCAGUUGGGUUUCCUUCGAUCUCUAUGCAAAUGUUGCAGCAACGACGCCCGCCCCACCCACGGACUCAAGGCCCAGGGCGGCAAGGGCUGCCCCCGCUGCGGCUUCGAGGUGUACGCCGCCGAGCAGAUGAUCAGCAAGAACAGGAUCUGGCACAAGAGGUGCUUCGGCUGCAAAGACUGCGGCCGCUCGCUGGACUCCACCAACCUCAACGACGGCCCGGACGACGACAUCUACUGCCGCGGCUGCUACGGCCGCAACUUCGGCCCCAAGGGCUGCGGCUUCGGCAUAGGCGCUGGCACCCUGACCAUGGCGUGAGCAGCGCGCCGCCCCACGCCCCGAUCUGGACCAUCUGGACCAGCCGAAUAGGCGGGCAGCGCGGGCAGCGCGGGCAGCGCAGGAGGAGAGGGCGCCCCCCUG
This is a messenger RNA of Thrips palmi, 1818 nucleotides long. Its product is annotated as muscle LIM protein 1-like. Gene Ontology annotation, molecular function: structural constituent of muscle; actinin binding. The coding region runs from base 181 to 1716 and encodes 511 amino acids. Gene Ontology annotation, cellular component: nucleus; cytoplasm; Z disc. Gene Ontology annotation, biological process: muscle tissue development; sarcomere organization. The transcript has 11 exons. NCBI's taxonomy places the organism in Eukaryota, Metazoa, Arthropoda, Insecta, Thysanoptera, Thripidae. The record is from RefSeq and is a predicted model, not a curated record.